This is a messenger RNA of Condylura cristata (star-nosed mole), 2237 nucleotides long. It is a transcript of the gene USP39, whose product is annotated as ubiquitin specific peptidase 39. Gene Ontology annotation, biological process: spliceosomal complex assembly; mRNA processing; protein deubiquitination. The transcript is spliced from 13 exons. Gene Ontology annotation, molecular function: cysteine-type deubiquitinase activity; zinc ion binding. The record is from RefSeq and is a predicted model, not a curated record. The coding region runs from base 79 to 1776 and encodes 565 amino acids. NCBI's taxonomy places the organism in Eukaryota, Metazoa, Chordata, Mammalia, Eulipotyphla, Talpidae.
CCCCGUUUCUGAUUGGCUGCGGGCCGCGCGCUUAAGCGUGGCUGGCGCCUGCGCAGAAAUACUCGGCCGGUAGUGGCGAUGUCUGGCCGGUCUAAGCGGGAGUCUCGUGGUUCUACCCGCGGAAAGCGCGAGUCCGAGUCGCGGGGCAGCUCGGGUCGCGUCAAGCGGGAGCGAGACCGGGAACGGGAGACAGAGGCACCGAGCUCCCGGAGCAGCCCGGUGCGCGUGAAACGGGAGGUCGAACCGGCAAGCGCGCGCGAGGCCCCGGCGCCAGUCCUCCCCUCGGUGCGGGUGAAGCGGGAGCGCGAGGCAGAUGAGGACUCUGAGCCUGAGCGGGAGGUGCGAGCAAAGAAUGGCCGCGUGGAUUCCGAGGACCGGAGGAGUCGCCACUGCCCAUACCUGGAUACCAUUAACAGGAGUGUGCUGGACUUUGACUUUGAGAAACUGUGUUCCAUCUCCCUCUCCCAUAUAAAUGCAUAUGCCUGUUUGGUGUGUGGCAAGUACUUUCAAGGCCGGGGUUUGAAGUCUCAUGCCUAUAUUCACAGUGUCCAGUUCAGCCACCAUGUCUUCCUCAACCUCCAUACACUCAAGUUUUACUGCCUUCCAGACAACUAUGAGAUCAUCGAUUCCUCGCUCGAGGAUAUCACGUAUGUGUUGAAGCCCACAUUCACCAAGCAGCAGAUUGCAAACUUGGAUAAACAAGCCAAAUUGUCCAGGGCUUAUGAUGGCACCACUUACCUGCCUGGCAUUGUGGGCCUGAAUAACAUAAAGGCCAAUGACUACGCCAAUGCUGUCCUUCAGGCUCUGUCUAAUGUUCCUCCUCUCCGGAACUACUUCCUGGAAGAGGACAAUUACAAGAACAUCAAGCGUCCUCCAGGGGAUAUCAUGUUCUUGCUGGUACAGCGUUUUGGAGAACUUAUGAGAAAGCUCUGGAACCCUCGGAAUUUCAAGGCACAUGUCUCUCCCCAUGAGAUGCUUCAGGCUGUUGUCCUUUGCAGUAAGAAGACUUUUCAAAUUACCAAGCAAGGGGAUGGAGUUGACUUUCUGUCUUGGUUUCUGAAUGCUCUGCACUCGGCUCUGGGAGGCACAAAGAAGAAGAAGAAAACUAUUGUGACCGAUGUUUUCCAAGGAUCCAUGAGGAUCUUCACUAAAAAGCUGCCUCACCCUGACCUGCCAGCAGAAGAAAAAGAGCAGCUGCUUCAUAAUGAUGAGUAUCAGGAGACGAUGGUGGAGUCCACCUUCAUGUACCUGACACUGGACCUUCCUACUGCCCCGCUCUACAAGGAUGAGAAGGAGCAGCUCAUUAUCCCCCAGGUGCCACUUUUCAACAUUCUGGCCAAGUUCAAUGGCAUCACUGAAAAGGAAUAUAAGACUUAUAAGGAGAAUUUUCUGAAGCGCUUUCAACUCACCAAGCUGCCACCAUAUCUAAUCUUUUGUAUUAAGAGAUUCACUAAGAAUAAUUUCUUUGUGGAGAAGAAUCCAACCAUCGUCAACUUCCCUAUUACAAAUGUGGAUCUGAGAGAAUACUUGUCUGAAGAAGUACAGGCAGUACACAAGAAUACCACCUAUGACCUCAUUGCCAACAUUGUCCACGACGGCAAACCCUCUGAGGGCUCCUACCGGAUCCACGUGCUUCAUCAUGGGACGGGCAAAUGGUAUGAACUACAAGACCUCCAGGUGACUGACAUCCUUCCCCAGAUGAUCACACUAUCAGAGGCUUACAUUCAGAUUUGGAAGAGGCGAGAUAAUGAUGAAACCAACCAGCAAGGGGCUUGAAGGAGGUGUCAGGGACUUUGCUCUGGGGGCUUUUCACCAUAGAUGGUAAAUAGUAACUGAACAUUCACUGGGCCAGCCCUCUCUAUGAAUUCUGGUUCACACCAGAGCAGCAGAGGUGCCACGCCCAGAAGGGUGCUGCAUAGUCACGCAGACGUUCUGCCAUAAUUUACUGUAGGCUGAUGCUUCUUUCUCAUCCUGUCUAGCUCGCUUCCAGCUUAGCAGGCCAGAACUCUUUCACAGAUGUAUGUAACUUAUUUCUGAGUAGCUGGGCAUACUUAUGGACAAGGACAUUUCUUUUAAGCAUCAAGGCCUCAGGAUGCAAGGAAUAAGAGCAUGAAGCCAGUGAUGUCCUCCUUCCAGCAUCGAUAAAUUUUCUGUGGGUCUCCUCAUUUACUGAUGUGUUUUUUUGGGAUGGAUUAAAAUGUUUUCUUGUUUUUAAACCAGCCUCUUGUUUCAUACCU